AUGGAAAAGAACAUUCAGAAGUUAUAUGAUCGUUCUAUUCGUACUUGGGGGAUGGAGGCACAACAAUUGUUAUUAAACUCUCAUAUAUUGGCUGUUGGAUAUGAUCCGUUAAUGUCAGAAAUAUUGAAGAAUGUUGUAAUCAGUGGAAUAUCAAAAGUUACUGUGAUAGACACUUAUAAAGGUGAACCAAUUCAUACAACCCAGUGCGAUAAAAACCAUUUAUUUACACUUGAACAAGGCAGUGUUAGAACGUCAUCCAUAGAAAAAGUAAAAAGUGUUAAUAGUGAUCUAACAAUUGAUGUAAUUCAAGAAAAUCAAUUAAAUGAUGAUUUAUUUAAUUCUCUUUCUGUAAUUAUUUGUACUCUUCCUGAUGAACGUUUAUUAUCAAAAUUAGAAUCCUCACAUAAACCAAUAAUUUUUUGUUCAAGUAUUGGAGGUAUUGGUAGCUUUUAUGUAACUAACAUCAAUGGACAUUAUAAGCCAAUUAAAGAAUAUGUUUUUUCUGAUAUUCCAAAAAUGAUUGCAAGACAAGUCAUUAAAACAUAUUUUAUUCAAUACAAUACAAUGGACACUUAUUCUAUUGACACACUAUCAUCUUCGUUUGUUCAUCACCUCAAUAAAGAAGAACAACUUGAAUUACUAGUCGGAUUUAAUUAUGCACCAGUGAACAGUGUUAUUGGUUCUCUUGCUGCUCAAGAAGUUAUAAAUAUUAUUGGUAAAAGGCCAACAUAUACUAAUGAAGAUUCUAAUGGGUUUAUUUAUGAUUCUGUUAAUAACAUAGGAGAUAUUAUUUGUACAGACACUCAAUUACAACAAAAGAAUAUCAAGAUAGAUGAAAACAAACAUUUUGUUGUUCUUGAUUAA
Messenger RNA from Entamoeba dispar SAW760, 864 nucleotides. RefSeq lists its product as uncharacterized. The record is from RefSeq and is a predicted model, not a curated record. Lineage: Eukaryota; Evosea; Mastigamoebida; Endamoebidae. Bases 1 to 864 code for a protein of 287 amino acids. The transcript has 2 exons. Gene Ontology annotation, molecular function: NEDD8 activating enzyme activity. Gene Ontology annotation, cellular component: cytoplasm. Gene Ontology annotation, biological process: protein neddylation.